CAGAGAGCAGUGUCAGUCGUAUCACUUCCUCCUUGGUUGUGGCAAGUUCAGAAAGGACAGGGGAGGGGGAGAGGGAGAGGGAGGUAUCCUCACGUAGUUGUCUCCGUCUUGCUUUUCUACAGAAAAUAGUUAACUCGGCUGAAACUGAAACAGCGCUAAAGAAAAGCCCCACCAGGCUGUCUUUCUCCUUCGUUCUCUCAGUUUCCUGCUCAAGGAAGCUAUUUUGUACAGUUUGUCGUGUAGGACAACAAACUUUUGGUUGUUUUAUUUUGUCCUUCCUCAGUGUUUCCUGUGAAAAAUUUGGACUUUCUCAUCUGCAGAGCGACUUCUUCACCGGAGGAGGGGUGGAGGAGAGGUAGGAGGGGAGAAGUUUUUCUCAGUCUGUCGCUCACUCUUGCCUUGCCGGGACAAUGAAAGAACAAGUGUGAGUGCAGGUCACAAAAAUCAAGAGGGAGAGAAAAAGGAAGGAGCAGUGCUUCCUGGAUAGGGAUCUCCUCUUGACUCCUCUGGGAGAGGGGGUGGACACAGGACAGAGACUCUAGCAGUGUGUUUGUGUGUGGAUCAGCGUGUCCACAUCCUCACGGUCCUGCUCUCUGAGGGAGGUAGAGCGUGAGUGUGUGUGUAUAGUGAGAGAUGGCCAAUGCCAGCCCCUGCAUGUCGUCGGGACCCCUGUCCCAGGUCUUCUUCCACCCAGGGGGCCCCUCUCUCCCAGGCUCUGUUGUGAUGCAGCAGGGGACCCCCAUGGCUGUGCCCCCCACCUCUACUCAGGGUGGCUUCCCCCCUGUGGACCUGGGGGCCGGGCAGGGCCCUGGGGGGGUUGCCAUAUCCCACGUGCCCCCCAUCCCGGCAGGGGUCUCCUUCAUCCUCCAGAUUGGGCUGACCAGAGAGUCAGUGCUGCUGCCACAGACCGCUGACCUAGCCUACGUCAAACAGAUCGCCUGCUCCAUCGUAGACAUCAAGUUCCCAGAGUGUGGCUUCUAUGGCAUCUAUGACAAGAUCCUGCUAUUUAAGCAUGACACAGGCACCAACAACAUCCUGCAGCUGGUCAAGGCUCCCCAGGACAUCCAGGAGGGAGACCUGGUGGAGGUGGUGCUCUCUGCUGCGGCCACCUUCGAGGACUUCCAGAUUCGGCCUCAUGCCCUGAAUGUCCACUCGUACCGUGCCCCGGCCUUCUGCGACCACUGUGGAGAGAUGCUGUUUGGACUGGUCAGGCAGGGCCUCAAAUGUGAUGGCUGUGGAUUGAACUACCACAAGCGCUGUGCCUUCAGCAUCCCCAACAACUGCAGCGGCGCUCGCAAGCGGCGCCUGUCCACCACGUCUCUGAACAGUAGCCAGUCGCUGCGUCUGUCCACCAGCGAGUCUCUGAGCAGCGUGGGCUCCAGCUCAGUCAGCUCCUGCAUGGAGGAUGCCAGCCUGAUCCGCUCUCACACCACCCAGACGCUCCCGAACUCCACCUGUACCGCGUCAGCAUCCCUGGGCCUGUCCACCAGCCCCUCCAUCACUAGACCCAUGGCCCGCGCCAACACUCCGAUGCCUCGGACCCCCAGCGAGGCGCGGCGGUUCUACACGGGCCGGCCGGUGCACCUGGACAAGAUCCUGAUGAGCAAAGUGAAGGUGCCGCACACGUUCGCCGUGCACUCCUACACGCGCCCCACCGUGUGCCAGUACUGCAAGAGGCUGCUCCGGGGCCUCUUCCGACAAGGGCUACAAUGCAAAGACUGCAAGUUCAACUGCCACAAGCGCUGUGCGUACAAGGUUCCCAACGACUGUCUGGGGGAGACCAUAGGAGACAUGUUGAGUCCCAGUGUGGACCACGAGGUGCCUAUGGACUACAGCAGUGAGUAUGCCGACUCAGACAAGUCUUCUCUGACGGACGAUUCAGACGAGGCCUGCAGCAUCCCUGGCUCUUUCUCCCCCGAGAGUAGCCAGGAUGGGGUCGGCGGGGACCAGAGCGCUAACAUCCCGUUGAUGAGGGUGGUUCAGUCCAUGAGGCAGACCACCCGUCGCUCCAGCACAUCCAUCAAAGAGGGCUGGAUGGUGCACUACAGCAACAAGGACACACUGAGAAAGCGGCACUACUGGCGUCUGGACUGCAAGUGCAUCAUCUUGUUCCAGAACAACACCACCAACAAGUACUAUAAGGAGAUCCCUCUGUCUGAGAUUCUGGAGGUGCGCCCCUCAGGGGACUUCACCCUGGUUCCUCCGGGCACCAGCCCCCACUGCUUCGAGCUCGUCAUGGGAGCCAUGCGCUACUUUGUAGGGGAGGACCCCAACGUCCACGUCCCCGCCCUGCCCCCCACCGCCGCCCAGGCCUUCCCCCCCACGCCCCCCUCCCCCAGCAACGUGGUUCCCAAUAGCGGCGUGGGGCGAGAGGUGGCAAAGGCGUGGGAGUGCGCCAUUCGCCAGGCCCUCAUGCCAGUCAUCUUCCAGGAUGCACCACCGAUAGAGGGACACACUCCUCACAGACAGGCUUCAGUCAGCAUCUCAGUGUCCAACAGUGUGAUCCAGGAGAACGUGGACAUUGGCAUGGUGUACCAGAUAUUUGCAGAUGAAAUCCUUGGUUCUGGCCAGUUUGGAGUGGUGUAUGGGGGGAAGCACAGGAAGUCGGGGCGUGAUGUGGCGGUGAAGGUGAUUGACAAGCUGCGCUUCCCCACCAAGCAGGAGAGCCAGCUGAGGAACGAGGUGGCCAUACUGCAGAGUCUACGUCACCUGGGCAUAGUGAACCUGGAGUGUAUGUUUGAGACUCCAGAGAAGGUGUUUGUGGUGAUGGAGAAGCUCCAUGGAGACAUGUUGGAGAUGAUCCUGUCCAGUGAGAAAGGACGGCUCCCAGAGAGGCUCACCAAGUUCCUCAUCACACAGAUUCUGGCAGCCCUGAGGCACCUGCACUUUAAGAACAUCGUCCACUGUGAUCUGAAACCUGAGAAUGUCCUGCUGGCCUCUGCCGAGCCCUUCCCCCAGGUGAAGCUGUGUGACUUUGGCUUUGCCCGUAUCAUUGGUGAGAAGUCGUUCAGGCGUUCGGUGGUGGGCACCCCGGCCUACUUGGCCCCAGAGGUGCUCCUCAACCAGGGCUACAACCGCUCCCUGGACAUGUGGUCUGUAGGAGUCAUCAUGUACGUCAGCCUCAGUGGCACCUUCCCCUUCAACGAGGACGAGGACAUCAACGACCAGAUCCACAACGCUGCCUUCAUGUACCCACCCAACCCCUGGAAACAGAUCUCACCUGAUGCCACUGACCUGAUCAACAACCUGCUCCAGGUGAAGAUGAGGAAACGCUACAGCGUGGACAAGUCUCUCAGUCACUCCUAUCUACAGGACUACCAGACGUGGUUGGAUCUGAGGCAGCUGGAGACAAAGCUGGGCGAGCGCUACAUCACCCACGAGAGCGACGACUGUCGCUGGCAGAUGUUUGCCCGCGAACACACGCUCCCCUACCCGGCCCACCUGGUGCCCCCUCUGCCUGCGCUCGGCUCCGACGAUGAGGACGCAGACAUGCAAGGGCUCACCGAGAGGGUCAGCAUACUCUGAGAACCUGGAGAGCCAGGACCCACGCGGACCCAAGGGACUCGGACUGACCCAGGAAAGAGGAGGGAAGCGAGUAGAGAGGGAGAGAGCGCGAGAGAGGGGCUGGCUGGAUGGAGGGAGGUCUGGAGAGAGGGGAGGGGGAGGCUGGGAGGUUUAGCUGUUAGAAAAUCGCCUUCUAUUGAGAUGAUGCCCUCCUAACCGUCUACUAAUGGUGUCCCACUCCGGCCCUAGCCUGUCCAGUCUCCAGACCCCAUCCUUGACCCCUCUCUCAUCGGUCUAGCUUAGCUCUUCCACCCUUGAACUCUUUGAGUGUAAGAUAUUUGCUCUUCUGUAUCCCACAAGGCCAUGCUGUCCUGUACCCAGUGGUCAGGAGAUGUGUAGAAUAUUGUUGCUUGCAGUGUGCUCAUUCAGUCUAAGCUGCAGUAUGGCAGAGGUCAGUUUGGGUGAAACACUCAAAAUGCAAUCUAAGCUCCUGGCAGAGGCACAACUUGCAUCUUUCUAUCUCCGAAGCCUGGGGAAGCACAGGGAUCCCCUGCGUAUUGUGACGAGAGACAGGGAUAGAGACAGACAAAAAAAACUUGAAGGACUCGGAUCAAUCCACUUACGCGGGACUUACAUCCACCCAUAAACAAAUCCUUAUGAACUGUUUUAUUAUCAUUGAACGCGAUGACUGGAAGCGCCCUGCCUGUACUGUCAGAACGGUUUGCUGCAGACCUCGAAGAGUUUAAUGGGGACAAAGGAGUCAUUUAGUGCCUGUAAGUGGUAGAUAAAGGGCUUCUAACAGUAGGCAGCAGACCAGCGCUCGUGGGCUGUCAUGGUCUCCGAGGAAAUCUGCCGUUUCAAACGACGACAGAAGAAAACAAAGCCGGAAGUGGAUGUAGCAAUCAAGGAUUGCACCUUUUUUUUUUUUUUACUGUCCACUGAUACUUUCCUAUUUGGCCCAGCGUCAUUAUCGAUGACGACUUUUAUUAGUGAAGACUCGCUUAUCAUCGGAAGUGCAAAUUCACGAGUCCUGGUGAUUCGAGGGUGUCCUAGACCCGUAGACAUGCACGGUUACAAUGAAAGGGGGGGGGGGGGAUGCUAUUGCUCUUCUAGUUACUGUAGAAAGACGACCGACUGCCCAUCUCUGGCGUCAACGUUAAAGUGUGGGAGGAGGGCUCCGAUAUCGAUGGCUGACUAUGAACCUAGCAUGUCAACUCGUUGGAUGUCCACGUGAGGUCGAUUUUUGUCUAGAGGAAAAGCAUUGUCAUGAAUGAAUAUUGUGUUCAUGUGUAACCAUAUCUUUAUGUAGUGUAGUCAACGUAUGCCCGGUGGAGAAUGUAAACCCAUGGAAGGUCCCAGCAUUUAUAUGUGACACCGAUACAAACCUUGACGUACAAUUGUUCAUCUGUGUCAUUUUAUCCGGCGUGUUGCCUCUUGAACAUUGAGACGGAAGAUUAGGGGGGGAAAUGUGGAAGGCUGGGGGCGACGCAUAGGAGGAAAUAAUGACGGUGAUUAUGCAUACCGCUCUUCAGACGUUACCUGCUCAGAAUUUCCAUCACACUGGAGCAUAUACACUAUGUGGAUUGAAUGACAAAUUGAGAGCGAUAAAUAUGUAGCGAGCGUCCAAUAAAUAAUCAGCGUGUAUGGAUGACGUUUUCCUCGCACGAUGCAUGCUCCCCUUUUUGAUUGACAGGCCAAAUGUCUGCCUAUUUAAUACAUCAUCAUGGGUGGCCUGCUGCCAAGGCCUUUUCACAGCCUUUCAAUCAGCUCUCCUAGUGUAAAUGACAUGCUACACAUGGACAGAUGGGAGAGAACUGGGGCUUCAGAUGGACGGGGGGGGACAAACUCAUUCCACGGAGGGCCGAGUGUCUGCGGAUUUUUGUUAUUUUCUUUCAAUUUGUGUCCAAUUAAGACCUAAACAACCAGAUAAGGCGAGUUCCCAGCUAAUCAGGGACCUUAGUUGUUCCAUAGUGGACAACGGCGGGGAGAGAAAACCGCGGAGACUCAUCCCUCCAUGAAAUGAGUUUGACACCUGUGCCACUUGUCAGGACACAAAGCCAGCGUUUUGCAUUAUUCUACACAAGCAUAUUAUGAGAGCCUUGUGGCCAGCUCUGAAAGAAAGGACCACUUGUUAAUUACAAUUUUUCAUAUGUAAUUUAGCAGGCACUUUUAUCCAAAGUGACUUAGUCGCGCAUGCAUACAUUCUCGUAUAGGUGGCCCCAGGGGGAAUUGAACCCACAGCUCUUGAAAUUGCAAUGCUCUACCAACUGAGCCACAGGACCAUGCUGAAUGGUGAGAGCUCUUCACUAGACUGCUGGGUCUGCCAGAGGGACAAUUGUUACUCUUACUGUCUUGGAAAGGUCAAGAGGGGAGCAUGGUUGGAGGAUAAGUGGCCGUCUCACCCAGCAGGUAAAAAAAAUACAUCAUACUCUGAAACUAUUGGUGGCAGCAACAAACCCAUCAAACCUGGGUUCAAAUACAUGUGUAUUUGUUAUUUAAAUACUUAUUUUCUGUGUCUUUUGAGUAUUUUCAAAUAAUGUGGCCCAAAUCAACUACUUCUAUUGGAAGUAUUUGAAGUAUAUUUUGAAAAUGUUCUAUAAAUAGCCUACUAUUUCAAAGUACUUAUUUCAAAUGCUAUCUUUAGAAACCAGGGUUAAAUGCAUGGGAUAUAUUUGAGUGAGUGUAUUUAAGUAUUUUCAAAUACUUUUCAAGGGUUUUUCCAGAUACAUUCCAAUAUUCAACUAGCUGUCUUUUCAAUAAUAAAAAAAUAUUUAAAUAUA
Molecule: messenger RNA, 6284 nt
Organism: Oncorhynchus kisutch (coho salmon)
Lineage: Eukaryota; Metazoa; Chordata; Actinopteri; Salmoniformes; Salmonidae
Gene: prkd2
Product: protein kinase D2
Exons: 18
Coding region: 634-3525 (963 amino acids)
Biological process (GO): protein phosphorylation; phospholipase C-activating G protein-coupled receptor signaling pathway; intracellular signal transduction
Cellular component (GO): cytosol
Molecular function (GO): ATP binding; protein serine/threonine kinase activity
Source: RefSeq, a predicted model, not a curated record